Messenger RNA from Glycine soja, 1159 nucleotides. RefSeq names its product superoxide dismutase [Fe], chloroplastic. Gene Ontology annotation, molecular function: superoxide dismutase activity; metal ion binding. The record is from RefSeq and is a predicted model, not a curated record. The transcript is spliced from 9 exons. Gene Ontology annotation, biological process: superoxide metabolic process. The coding region runs from base 119 to 865 and encodes 248 amino acids. Gene Ontology annotation, cellular component: chloroplast nucleoid. Lineage: Eukaryota; Viridiplantae; Streptophyta; Magnoliopsida; Fabales; Fabaceae.
UUAGUGUACUACAACAUUGGAAUUGUACUAACACAUAUUUUCUUGUUUAUAUUGGCCCUGAAAGGAAGAGGUUGACCUUUGUCCUAAAUCCUCAUUCCAGCCACACGCUUCAGAAGACAUGGCCUCAUUGGGUGGGUUACAAAAUGUGAGCGGCAUCAAUUUUCUUAUCAAAGAGGGUCCAAAAGUCAAUGCAAAGUUCGAGCUGAAGCCGCCACCAUAUCCACUGAAUGGUUUGGAGCCGGUGAUGAGCCAGCAGACACUUGAGUUUCACUGGGGGAAGCACCACAAGACUUAUGUGGAAAAUCUGAAAAAACAAGUUGUUGGGACAGAGCUUGAUGGGAAGUCACUAGAAGAGAUUAUUGUCACAUCAUACAAUAAGGGUGACAUUCUUCCAGCUUUCAACAAUGCAGCACAGGUAUGGAACCAUGACUUCUUCUGGGAGUGCAUGAAACCAGGUGGAGGUGGAAAGCCAUCCGGGGAGCUUCUAGAACUGAUUGAAAGAGACUUUGGUUCAUUUGUAAAAUUCCUUGAUGAGUUCAAGGCUGCUGCUGCAACACAAUUUGGUUCAGGGUGGGCUUGGCUAGCAUAUAGAGCAAGAAAAUUUGAUGGGGAAAAUGUAGCAAAUCCUCCUUCACCCGAUGAGGACAACAAGCUAGUGGUGCUCAAGAGUCCCAAUGCUGUGAACCCCCUUGUUUGGGGAGGUUACUACCCACUUCUUACCAUUGAUGUUUGGGAGCAUGCUUACUACCUUGAUUUUCAGAACCGGCGUCCUGAUUAUAUAUCAGUGUUCAUGGAUAAGCUUGUUUCCUGGGAUGCAGUGAGCUCUAGACUUGAACAAGCUAAGGCUUUAAUUACCAGUGCAUGAUGCUGAAUUAAAUGCAGAAUAAGUGAUUUAUCCUGAUAGUGAUGAUGAAUUGGAUGGCGUCAUGCGGAAUAGUGAAUUAUUUUUAUCUAGAAAGUGUAAGCAGGCACAUCUUUUGUACUUUAAAUAGGUGUUGUGGUAUCAGGGCUAAAUCUCUUCAUCCUGCAGAUUAUUAUGUUCUAUGGUUAGAAAUCUUAGUUAUGGUUCUCUUUGUGUGACAAUGUGAACAAUAAGAUUGCUUAUGCAUGAAUAAUCAACAAAAUAAUACUAUGGUGUAGAGCCUUUUCAUAUAACUUA